Messenger RNA from Galeopterus variegatus (Sunda flying lemur), 4332 nucleotides. RefSeq names its product protein phosphatase 1, regulatory subunit 3A (gene PPP1R3A). Gene Ontology annotation, cellular component: protein phosphatase type 1 complex. The transcript has 4 exons. The record is from RefSeq and is a predicted model, not a curated record. NCBI's taxonomy places the organism in Eukaryota, Metazoa, Chordata, Mammalia, Dermoptera, Cynocephalidae. The coding region runs from base 64 to 3411 and encodes 1115 amino acids. Gene Ontology annotation, molecular function: protein phosphatase 1 binding; glycogen binding. Gene Ontology annotation, biological process: regulation of glycogen biosynthetic process.
GUAUCUCAAAUAUCAGCCUCUACUAGUUGUACAAUUCUCUCUCAUUUGAUAUCAGAGAGCCCAAUGGAGCCUUCUGAAGUACCUAGUCAGAUCAGCAAAGAUAAUUUUUUAGAAGUUCCUAAUUUAUCUUAUUCUCUUUGUGAAGAUGAAGAAGUUAAAGCUACCUUCAAACCUAGUUUCUCCCCUCAACCGAGUAGACGAGGUUCUGAUUCUUCUGAAGACAUGUACCUGGACAUCCCAUCUUCAGGUACGAGAAGAGUUUCAUUUGCUGACUCCUUUGGAUUCAAUCUUGUGUCUGUUAAGGAAUUUGAUUCCUGGGAAUUACCGGGUGUUUCAACCAAUUUUGACUUAACUAAGAACAUUUUCCGUACAGAAGAAUAUGUUUUAUCUCCACUCUUUGACUUGCCUUCGAAAGAAGAUCUUAUGCAAAAACUUCAAGUACAGAAAGCAAUACUGGAGUCAACUGAGUAUCUUCCUGGCUGUACAACUAUGAAGGGUAUUAUUCGAGUUUUGAAUAUUUCUUUUGAGAAGUUAGUAUAUGUGAGAAUGUCUUUAGAUGACUGGCAGACACAUUAUGACAUUUUAGCAGAAUAUGUUCCUAAUUCAUGUGAUGGUGAAACUGACCAGUUCUCCUUUAAGAUUUCACUGGUUCCUCCUUAUCAAAAAGAUGGUAGUAAAGUUGAGUUUUGUAUACGUUAUGAAACUUCUGUUGGUACAUUUUGGUCAAAUAAUAAUGGCACAAAUUAUGCAUUGGUUUGUCAAAAGAAAGAGCAAGAGCAAGAGCCUGUAAAACCACGAGAAGAAGCUCCUAAUAAACAAAUUAAAAAAGGCUGCUUAAAGGUAAAAUCAAGUAAAGAAGAAUCAGUUACAUCAGAAGAUAAUAACUUUGAGAAUUCAAAGAUUACAGAUACCUAUAUCCCAACAAUUGUUUCUCCUCAUGAGAACAAGGAAGACUUGGAAACCAGUAAUCAAAAUGUAGAACAUGUAAACAGGGAACAUGAUGAACAUAAUGAAAAAGAAUUAGAGUUGAUGAUAAAUCAACGCUUAAUACGAAGUAGAAGUACUGCUUUCAGAGAUGAAAAAGAUACAUUUUCAACAGAUUCAGACAAUUUUCCAAAUAAAGCUGAGGAGUUAGAGAAGAAGCAAAUCUAUGGUGAAAUAUGCACUGACUCUUUCAAAAGGCCUUUGUCUCCAAGUUCAUCAGCAGAAAGCUCCAUAAAGGGAGAUUUUUACCACAAAGAACAAUAUUCCUCAGGAAAUGAAGGUAGUCAUCAACCUUUAGAGGAAAUUACUUCAGAUAUGGGAGACAUCAAGCCAUUAUUGGGAGAUACAAGUAAUGACGAAUUAGUGCAAUUACAUAUCGGCAGCAGAGAAGUCCUGGAUGAUAAUGCUAAUCCAGCCCACAGGAGUAGCAGAGUGCAAAUAUAUUGUCCCUCCUCUGAUCAACUAAUGGCAAGCAACCUUAAUAAAAAACAUGAAGGAGGAGCUAAGAAAAUUGAAAUAAAAGACUGGGAAUGUCUAAGAAAAGAUUUUCAUUCAGAUGUAUCUGCAUAUCUGGAAGAAUCAACAGAAAUGGAAUCUUCCAAGAAGGAUUAUGGCAAUGGUAAAGAUGAGGAGGAACAAAGAAUACAUUUAGAUGUUAAUGAAAAACAAAGCAAAAAUUUUCAGUCAAUCUUACAUGACAGAGAAAGGAAGACAAGCCACGCUGAAAUAAGUGUGAAGGGGACAGGAAACCUAACUGCUCUGCCAAGCAAAGGUAGAACAAUGCCCACCCAGUCAAUCACAGUAGGUACAUGUCAUUCGCCGAGGACAAAUUUAAGAUGGGAAGAAGCUGUGUUAACAACCACAGAGUGUGAUCUCUUGACUAGUGAAGUCACCGCUUUAAGAGGGUUAACUGGUCAAGUUUGUUCACCAAGAAAUGGAAAUGUUUUGAGGAAUGAUUAUCCUUUCCAAGUUGAAGAAGAAAAAUCAGAUAGGAUUAAUCCUGAAGAUCAGAAUAAAAUCACACAGUGUAAACAAACUUGGAAUGUUCUGGAAAGUCAGGGAAAAGCAAGAGGGAGUAAGACAAAUGCAACAGAGCAGAUCAAAGAACAAGCAGAUUGUGAAGACAUGUGGGGAAAAAAAGAUAAUACGAGGAGUUGGAAAGCUAGUCCUACAGAAGAAUUGUUUACCUGCCAAAAAACAGUGUGCUGUGAACUGUCUUCUCUAGCUGAUGAUGGUAUUACUGAGAAAGCAGAAGCAGGUACAGCUUAUAUAAUUAAGACAACAUCAGAAAGUACUCUAGAAAGCAUGUCUGCUAGAGAAAAAGCAAUAAUUGCUAAGCUUCCUCAAGAGACAGCACGACGUGACAGGCCCAUCGAGGUAAAGGAAACAGCGUUUGAUCCACAUGAAGGGAGAAAUGAUGGUUCACAUUAUGCCCUUUGUCAACGCGACACAGUGGGUGUAAUCUACGACAAUGAUUUUGAAAAGGAAUCGCAUUUAGGUAUUUGUAACGUACGUGUAGAUGAAGUAGAGAAGAAAGAAGCCAUGUCUAUGUACAAUCCUGGGAAGACACAUGACAGGGAGAAACGUAGCCCUGGAAAUGGAACAUCUGCAGAAUACUCACAGGUCAUUACAGGCAAUCAGAAAGCAACUUCAAAACGGGAUUUACAUUUGGGAAUGUUACCAACAGACAAAAAAGUAAUUCCAGAAAAUAGAGAUCGUGGGCAGGUCCAAGAAUUAUCAAAGAAAAUGGACUUAGAUACUGUUGUUCAUUCUGCUUUUAACUCAGACAUGAAUGGAGCUUCUCAGAAUGGCUCUAACAUUUCCAAACACCAUACUAAAACUUCAGUGCCAUCUUAUGAACAGGCAAUUGCUGUGGCUACUAUGACUCUGCAGUCUAUUUCUACUAAAUCAGAAUAUAAUUGUAAUCCAACGAGUGAAAUCCAGGGUAUUGAGAAGCACCCUCAGCCUUGGCCUAAACCUGAAGAAGUUUCCAAAAGUUCAGGAAUAGUGACAUCAGGUAGAAAAGAAAGAUGUAUAGGCCAGAUUUUCCAACCAGGAGAAUGCAGUGUGGAAAAAUCUUUAGGGCCAAUGAUUUUAAUCAGUGCACCUCUUGAGAAUGUGGAAGAGGUGAGGCAUGAAAAUGAAGGAUUAACAAAUUCUGGACAAUCUCUAUGCUCUUCAGGUGACAAAGAAUCUGAGAGUUCUGCUUCUGCUAGUCUCCCUGUUCGGGAAAGUCCAGCUCAAAGCAAUGAAUCUCUGCUUUCGAAAUAUACCAACUCUAAAAUACCUUAUUUCCUUUUGUUUCUGAUAUUUCUUGUAACCAUCUAUAACUAUGACUUAAUGAUUGGCUUGGCAUUCUAUCUUUUUUCAUUGUACUGGCUAUCCUGGGAAGGGGGAAAACAAAAAGAAUCUGUCAAAAAGAAGUAACUUCAGCUCUAUUAUUAUUCUCCCUUAAAAGAUAAGCUAUUUAGCCCCAAACAUUUGGAAUGGUGAAAGAGACUAUUCAUUGUUCAAAGAGCCAGUGCAGUUUUUCUCUUGAAGGAUCAUUUAAAAAGGAAUGCGUAUGAAGUUUGCUCCUUCAUAUAAGUAAUUAUUCUAUAUAGGACCAUUAUGUUUGGAUCAUUAAAUACCUAUAUGAAUAUGAGAUCUGAAGCACGUCAAGUUGAAAUUAGGUACAGCUGUUGCUCCUUAGCAGGCUAUGAAGUUGCAAUGCUUCACGUCUCUUCACUACUUAAAGUGCUAUUUCUUGCAUUCAUUUCUUUUGCAGUAAAGCUUCAUUUUUUUCCCUGAGUAUUUUCCCCCCUGUGGUUUUAAAAAAUAGAUAAAACAUAGACAAUGGCCGGGAUUUUUUUUAGUAUUGACCAUGAAAUUUGCGCUUACCACUGUAUCAUUUAUCAGUACAUUUUAAUAGAUCAAAUAUUUGUACCUCAUUUCAUAUUUUAAGGAAACACCCAAUGUAUAUUGCAAUGUGUAAACUUAAAUUGAAGAAAAAUUACCUUCACUUGAAUAAUACUUUGUAUAUGCACACACACACAACACACAUGCACACACCUUAUAGCUUCUUUAUACUCACAAAGUCAGGGCAUUCAUAAGACAAUCUGACAAAGACUGAAACAACUGGAAGAUUAUUUUUCAAUUGCACAAAAUUUUAUGAGUGGCCUAUCUUUAAGCAAUGUUUUUCUCUUGUAAAGGGAGACACAGCUGAACAAUUUCAAUGUCAACUAUUAUUCGGAGUUGAAAAUCUAAAUGCAAAGUUCCACCAGCAUUGCUUGAGAGUGAAUUUUUAUCUAUAAAGCAUAAGGCAUUAAAUAAUAAUAAUUUUUUAAAUUCCAAAUGAACUAUUUGUUC